This is a messenger RNA of Musca domestica (house fly), 969 nucleotides long. It is a transcript of the gene MED20, whose product is annotated as mediator of RNA polymerase II transcription subunit 20. Lineage: Eukaryota; Metazoa; Arthropoda; Insecta; Diptera; Muscidae. Gene Ontology annotation, molecular function: transcription coactivator activity. The record is from RefSeq and is a predicted model, not a curated record. The transcript has a single exon. Gene Ontology annotation, biological process: regulation of transcription by RNA polymerase II. Gene Ontology annotation, cellular component: mediator complex. The coding region runs from base 163 to 882 and encodes 239 amino acids.
UUACUUUUCCUUAGGUGAACAAACAGCUGUUUCGACUUGUUGCCUCUUCCAUUUCUAUACAAUCGGCGUUUUGCCCUUUUCUUUUAUUCGCAACGCUCUGCUCACCAUUCCGCUUCCUUGUAAUUUGUGUCAUACCGGACUUAAUAAAUCUCCAUUGUCAGAAUGGGUGUCACAGUGUUGCAACCAUAUCAAAUACCUGAAGGAAAAACUGGAGCCCAGGCCAUAGACUUCCUAACUAAGCGACUGCUGGCUUUGGGCGCUGUGCACACGGGACAAUUUCUUGUAGAUUGUGAAACUUAUAUUUCAGCACCCCAGCAUGGCCCCUCAAAGGCAGUACAUGUUCUGCACGACUCCGAAUAUCCAGUGACAACAUUUUCCAUAUUGGAUACCGGCACCGGUAAGCAAAUACCAUUGGUUGCCGACAACCUCUUCGAUUUGUUGAUGCUCAAAAUGACUUCUGUCUACACUUCAAAGAAACAAACAAAAAUUGAAUCCAAAGGUGCACGCUUUGAAUAUGGGGAUUUUCUCAUCAAACUCGGCUCUGUAACUAUGAUGGAGAAUUUCAAAGGUAUCCUCAUCGAAAUUGAAUACCGUCCAUGUGUUGUUCUCUUCUAUUGCUGGGAAAUGAUACGUGAAGUGUUGCAGUCAUUUUUAGGCGUAACAGUGGCCAAAGAAUAUCCUGGCUAUUUUACAUCGCAACCGGUUGUGAAUGCCAUGGGCCAACAGCAGCUGCAUGCCAAACAACAUGAUAUUUACGAACCAAUUGAUACCAUCAAUCAAUAUUUGGAACAUUUUACCAAUUAUCGUAAACAGAAUAUAAUGCCACAGGUCUCAUCACAGUCAUCCAAUAUGUCUAUGAAUACCGGCAUGAGGGUGUCGUAAGUUGUGGAGAUUUUUUUGUGAAAUAGACUUAAGUUAAUUAAGAAAGAAAGAAAAUUAAAUAAUAAUAUUGUACAUUUUUUAAAAAUA